CAGGGCAUGAACAGUCAGUACGUCCGCCGGGAGGUCUUCUGCGGCAACACCUGCCACGAGCUCAAGCGCUUCUGGGAGAGGGAGAUCGGCAAGCAGACGCGCUACCGCCAGUCGGAGGAGCAUCGGCUGGGAAGGAGCGCGCUGCGAAAACUCAGAGAAGAAUGGAAGCAGAGGCUGGAAACAAAGCUGAGGCUGCGGAACAGCUCCGACGAGACGGAAAAGCAGACAAGUGUCAGCUGA
Molecule: messenger RNA, 240 nt
Organism: Psammomys obesus (fat sand rat)
Lineage: Eukaryota; Metazoa; Chordata; Mammalia; Rodentia; Muridae
Gene: Fam240a
Product: family with sequence similarity 240 member A
Exons: 2
Coding region: 7-240 (77 amino acids)
Source: RefSeq, a predicted model, not a curated record